UCCGCCAGCCAAAAUGCCAACCAGGCAGAAAACGCUGAUGUAUGGAGGUGCUUUUUUGACCAGCGUUGCGUCCUUUGUCAUCAUUUGUGUCGUUCUGGGAACGCAGGAGUGGAUGGACAGCGAUGUCAGCUUCCCUGGAGGGAACUCCACCACCACCGUCAGCCUCACGUACGGGCUCUUUCAAGGGACCUGUGCUCAGGCCAUCGACGCCGGGCUGCAGUUCUCGGAAAACAGUUUCCAAGUUGCAGAAAGACUGAAAAGCAACGGAACAAAAAGUAUCAACACAGCGAUCAUCGUGCUUCUGAUUCUCAGCAUGCUGAGCUCCCUCCUGAGCUCCGGCUUUACGUGCACCAACACUGUGAGCAACCCCUACCAGACAUUCCUGGGACCCACUGGAGUCUACACCUGGAACACCAUAGGUGGAAUCCUCACGGUUUUGGUCAUGAUACUUUUUGCCGUGAACGUAGAACGCAACGACAUGUCUGUGGAGUUGGCCAUCAAAUGUAUUUCUCCGUCACUGUCACCUACCAGAUCUGAACACAGGUAUGAGUACUCCUAUUGGAUCCUGCUGCUUAGCAUCGUUUUCAACAUUGUUACUGUUAUCAUCAUCUAUUUCUAUGACCAUGCAAGAUAUUCCAAGAAGAAAGAGCAGGAAAGGCCAAUUGAAAAUGCAUCGAAAGACGUCAUUCUGUUUUAAGGAUAUCACUGGAAAGAGGGUCUAAAACAAAAUGACUUUUUAAUAUGGACAAUCAUGGCCGAUCUUUUGUGCUUAGAUUGAAGUUAUGUGUACAGCUCAAUGAACAAAAUAUCCUGUUGCUUCUUCAAAGCAGAUUGAUUUUACUUUUACGAUGAAAGAUGGUAGGAUAACAUCUAGAAGCUUCCAUUGGGAACGUGCUGCCUGAGCGCCUCUGAGCAGAAGCGCCCAGCACCAGCACCAGCACCUGCCUGCAGGAUGGACUUCAGCCACUGCAGGGCUGCUUGUAGCCAGAGGGAUCAGCACAAAUUCUCCCCUAAAAGGGAAGGGGCACGAAGAGCCACCAGCCCCACAAGCCCAAGGGGCUGUUACAGCCAUGGUUCAGGCUUGGAGAGCCAUAGCACAAAGGACUUGGGGUCAACUCACUCCUCCAUACCCCACUGAUGCCCUUCUGAGUGCCCCACGGAGCUCCCACCUCCUGGACCUGCUGGACCACAGGGCAGAGCUGCCUUGGCUGUCCUGGGUGUGCAUUACUGUGAAAGCAUCGCUGCCUGUUGAGUGCGGAUGAUGGGAAGAUUGAAGGCCUUGCAUCCAUCAUUGAAUGCAGUCUGGGAUCUAAAGGCCAGGACAGUACCAAUGCCAGGAGUGCUAGAGAUAAGAAGUGGUCACAACAGUGCCAGUGCUUCAUUCCAUCCUGCAAUGUUACUGUUCUACAUCCCUGCCUAGCUAGCCCUCCUGCACUGAUCCAUGUCCAGCUCACAUGCAUGGCUGGGAAGGCUCAGCGCUGCAGCAGCAAAGCAACAGCCAAUGCAAGGCAGCAGAGCAGCUCCACAUCUACCUUUUUAAUUUGUAGAUACUGUCCCUGUGCAGGGACACAGGGAGCACGGUGCUCUGCAGAAUGCUCUCUGUGCACACACUCCCGGAGAUGAGCACCGUGCAGAGCAGCCAGCGCCUUCUGCUCCUUUGCUCCUACCUCUGCAGCUACAAGAGCAAGGUUUUAUUCCAUGAUUUUCCUUUGCAAUAGGACCGUCACAGCCAUACUUUGACAUCUGCCCUAUGAUGCAAGAGAUGCUCACAGAUGGAAGGAAGGCAUCUCUAGGAGAUGCGAUGCAAGAGGUGACUUCUCACUAUUUAUGUCAAAAAAUAAA
Messenger RNA from Numida meleagris (helmeted guineafowl), 1842 nucleotides. It is a transcript of the gene CLRN3, whose product is annotated as clarin 3. The record is from RefSeq and is a predicted model, not a curated record. NCBI's taxonomy places the organism in Eukaryota, Metazoa, Chordata, Aves, Galliformes, Numididae. The transcript has 3 exons. The coding region runs from base 14 to 697 and encodes 227 amino acids.